Molecule: messenger RNA, 1842 nt
Organism: Lathyrus sativus (Indian pea)
Lineage: Eukaryota; Viridiplantae; Streptophyta; Magnoliopsida; Fabales; Fabaceae
Source: the annotation of a GenBank genome assembly
AUGAACGUAUCCUCAAAGUUUUCCUCAUUCUUCCACAACCCCAAAAACCAUUCACCUUCCUUCAAAUUUUCAUCCUUCUUUUCAACCACUCCACAAAACCCAACAUCACACAUUCUCACAAAAUGCAUUGCUCUCUUACAAUACUGCGCCUCUUCCAAACACAAACUAAAACAAAUCCAUGCAUUUUCCAUAAGACACAAUGUCCCACUCAACAACCCCGACAUCGGAAAGUACCUUAUUUUCACUAUUGUUUCACUCUCCGCACCCAUGUCUUACGCUCACAACAUUUUCACCAUGUUACAUAACCCAAAUGUGUUUACUUGGAACACCAUGAUUCGGGGUUACGCUGAAUGUGAUAACUCUACUCCUGCACUCCCAUUUUACCGUAAAAUGUUGGUUUCAUGCGUUGAACCUGAUACUCAUACUUACCCUUUUCUUCUUAAGGCUAUUUCAAAGUCAUUGAAUGUUAGAGAAGGGGAAGCGAUUCAUUCUGUUACUAUAAGAAAUGGGUUUGAGUCGUUGAUUUUUGUUAGGAAUAGUUUGCUUCAUAUAUAUGCUGCUUGUGGUGACACUGGAAGUGCACACAAGGUGUUUGUGUCAAUGGAUCAACGAGAUUUAGUUGCUUGGAAUUCUGUGAUUAAUGGGUUUGCUCUUAAUGGAAGGCCUAAUGAAGCUUUGACUUUGUUUAGGGAAAUGAGUUUGGAAGGUGUGGAGCCAGAUGGUUUCACUGUGGUUAGUUUGUUGUCUGCUUGUGCUGAGCUUGGAGCUCUGGAGUUAGGGCGUAGGGUUCAUGUGUAUUUGUUGAAGGUUGGGUUGACACAGAAUAUGCAUGUGAAUAAUUCGUUGUUGGACUUUUAUGCAAAAUGUGGGAGCAUAAGAGAGGCACAACAAGUGUUUAGUGAGAUGAGUGAGAGGAAUGUGGUUUCUUGGACUUCUUUGAUUGUUGGUUUGGCUGUUAAUGGGUUUGGUGAGGAAGCACUUGAGCUUUUCAAAGAAAUGGAAAGGCAAGAGCUUGUGCCUGGUGAGAUCACUUUUGUUGGUGUCUUCUAUGCUUGCAGCCAUUGUGGGAUGUUGGAUGAAGGGUUCAAUUAUUUUAGAAGGAUGAAAGAGGAGUAUGGUAUAAUGCCAAGGAUAGAGCAUUAUGGUUGUAUGGUGGAUCUAUUGAGUAGGGCUGGUUUAGUGAAACGAGCUUAUGAAUAUAUUCAGAAUAUGCCAAUGCAGCCAAAUGCUGUUAUUUGGAGGACCUUAUUAGGGGCAUGUACAAUACAUGGAGAUUUGGGUUUGGGAGAGAUAGCGAGAUCCCACCUCUUGAAGUUAGAGCCUAAACACAGCGGGGAUUAUGUGCUUCUCUCAAAUCUUUAUGCCUCUGAACGUCGUUGGUCUGAUGUACAGACAGUGAGGAGGUCAAUGAUAGAGGACGGAGUAUGGAAAACGCCUGGCUAUAGUCUUGUUGAAUUGGGAAACCGCGUUUUUGAAUUUACCAUGGGGGAUAGGUCUCAUCCUCGGAGUCAGGAUGUGUAUGCACUGCUAGAGAAGAUCACAGAAUUGUUGAAGCUAGAAGGUUAUGUGCCUCAUACCGCAAAUGUGCUUGCGGACAUAGAGGAAGAGGAGAAGGAACAAGCUUUGUCUUAUCAUAGUGAAAAAGUUGCAAUUGCUUUUAUGCUCUUGAAUACAGCACCAGGGACUCCAAUCAGGGUCGUGAAGAAUUUAAGAGUCUGUGCAGAUUGUCAUAUGGCUAUCAAACUCAUAUCAAAGGUUUAUGAUAGAGAGAUUGUUGUCAGGGAUCGUAGUCGGUUUCACCAUUUUAGAGGUGGUUUUUGUUCCUGUAAAGACUACUGGUAA